Messenger RNA from Ochlerotatus camptorhynchus, 867 nucleotides. RefSeq lists its product as uncharacterized. Gene Ontology annotation, molecular function: RNA-DNA hybrid ribonuclease activity; nucleic acid binding. The record is from RefSeq and is a predicted model, not a curated record. Bases 1 to 867 code for a protein of 288 amino acids. NCBI's taxonomy places the organism in Eukaryota, Metazoa, Arthropoda, Insecta, Diptera, Culicidae. The transcript has a single exon.
AUGGCCAACCGAUUUAGAGCAGGGGACAACUCGGCGGAAAUGAGAACCUGCCUCACCGAGCGACUGAGAACGAUGUACCAUAACCACCAACUCCGAUACACCGACGGAUCGAAGGCUAGGGGCCGAGUAGGUUUUGGAGUAACUGAUGGCCGAACAUCCCAUUUCUGGAAACUCCCGGACCAAUGCUCGGUCUUCUCAGCAGAAGCAGCAGCCCUACAUUACGCGGCCUCCCUACCAUCCUCCUCCCCUCUAUGCAUACUCACGGACUCCGCCAGCGCUCUGGCUGCAUUGGAAUCUUCCACUGCACGCCACCCGUGGAUUCAGGCCAUCCAGAAGCACACACAACCCGGCACCACCUUCAUAUGGAUACCGGGCCACUGCGGAAUCGCCGGUAACAUUGAAGCCGACCACCUCGUGGCCAUCGGACGAAGCGGCCGUCUUGCCCACAAGUCGGUCCCCAGACAAGACCUGAAAGUCUGGAUAAAAUCUACCAUCAGGUCAGCAUGGGGCAACGAAUGGAACAGCAACCAAGAGCUUUUCAUUAGAAAGGUCAAAGGGGAAACGGCCCCAUGGACGGACACCAAAAGUUACGCGGAACAGAGAAUACUCUCCAGACUUCGAACCGGUCACACCCGGAUUACUCACAACAUGGGAAGCAGCAGCGAUGGAGGCUUCCGGAGGAGAUGCGACGCGUGCCGAACAACGAUGACUGUUGAGCACAUCCUUAUCAACUGCCCGUGUUUCCACGGAUCACGGGAGUUAUACGGUAUGGCCGACAACAUUCGGGACGUCCUCCAAAACGACCCGGCAGCGGAAAUCCAACUCAUCUGCUUUACGAAGGAAGCAGGAAUCUACAAAAAUAUUUAA